GAGCGUCUGUUGUUCAAGCUCGCCUCAGAGCAGGAACGCCUGUGACAGUGGAGCGCUUUGAUUCAUGCUGUUGUGUUGAGUCUCUCUCUCUCCCUCUCUCUCUCUCUCUCUCUCUCUUUUUUUGGGGUUCAGGACCGAUUAAUACAGCCAGGACAGAGCGCAUGAAGGAGGACAAGAUGAAUGUGGAGGCUCUGAGCAGAGCGGAGCUACUGACUCUCCUCAGUAUCUUGGAGGGAGAGCUGGAGGCCCAGGAUGUAGUCAUUCACGCCCUCAGGGCUCAGCACAGAGACGCUUUUGUCCAGGAGCGCUACGGCCAGUAUGACCUCAGCGAUCCAUUCCUGGCCCUGCAGCGGGACAGCGAGUCCGCAGAGCGCCAGAGCACACUCGCCCAGCCUCACACACAUCUGCAGGGUCGGGCAGUGGGCCCAAACCCUCUGGCGGUGCUUAAACUGGUCAUGGCUCACUGCAAGAGGAUGCAGGAGAGGAUGAUGGGACAGUUGGCUGCCGCUGAGAACAGACACAGGAGGAUGAUAGCCGAUCUGGAGGAUGAAAAACAGCGGCAUGCCCAGGGCUCCGCGCAGCGUGCCGAUAUCGCCCUCAUGCUGCAGACGGAAAGAGAUAAACUUCUGCAACAGUUGGAGGCGGAGCGUGCAACAGUGCAGAGGUUAGAGAAGGAACAAGCACAGGUGGUGAGCAAAGUGGAGGAGUCCCUGUCGCAGCAGCAGCAGCUCUCCUCGUCCCUCACUCUGGAGCUCCAGAAAGCCAGCAGCCAGGCUCAGGAGGAAGCCCAGAAGGUCUCCCAGCUUCACACUUUGCUUCAGGAAGAGACCAGCGCCGUGGAGAAGCUCCGCAAAGUACUUGAAAAUGAGCAGAGGAGGGCGUCCCAACUGGAGGCGAGGUCCGAAAGGCAGCUGGCAGAGUUUGACACGGAGCGAGAGCAGAUGAAGUCCAGGCUGUGCAAAGAGGAGGAAAGGAGCAGGGAGCUGGAGAGGCAGGUGGAGGAGCUGAGGAAGAGGUUAGCUGAACCUGAAAGAUGCAAGGAAGCGGUGAAGGAGGCUGUGGUGGACGUGAAGGAGCCAUCAUCCAAGGUAGUGGUGGCAUCGUCCUCUGUUCAGACUGAGCCAGAUGGAAUGAUAACUCCUAAAUCCAGUUCGCUGGCAAAGGUCAACGGCCAUCAGUGUCACAAAGAGACAGAACCGACUCAGGAAGGGAAAGGAGCAGAAAACGGGGGAGUGGUAGAAAAUGGGGGAGGAGCACCUUUGCAUUCUCCUAUUCAGCCUCUUCCUCACUCUCAUCCUCACUCUCCCUCCAGCACUGCCUCCUCUUCCCUCUCCUCUUCGCCGAUUUCCUCCCCCGUCCUGGCUAAGCGUCUGGGCAGCCCGGGCUUCCAUCAGUCCUCCUAUCACGCCGGAGUCAACCAGCGGUUCCAAGCCGCCAGGCACAAGUUCCAGAGUCAGGCAGAGCUGGAGCAGCAGCACGGUGGGCCCCUUUCCCCCAGAGACCUUUCCCCAACCACCACCGCCGCCGCCAACCCUCCCCCACCAGAGCACAGCACAGCUAAGCAGCUGGCCCGCAACACUGUCACCCAGGUGCUGUCCCGUUUUACCAGCCAGCAGGCUGGAGUCAAGCUGUCACCAAUCAGCAGCUCUCCAUUUGGUACAGACUACCGUAGUCUGGCAUCAACUCCUCCAGGGGCAAGGUCGCCUUCUUCGGGGCCUCUAUCGCCGGGCAUCCGCUCCCCCCUCACGCCUCGCUCAGAGAAGACCCAUCCUCCUCCAAUCCCUCCCAAAAAGCCAGGCAUGAGUCCAACUCCGGGGUCCCCAAAUCACUCUGCUCGGGCCAGCCUCUUCCCAGAGCUGACGGGGAACUGUGGACACAGCAACAGUGGGCAGGAGGGAGCCAAUGAAUCGGAUCUGGUUAUAUCCUCCAGCAGCUAAUAACCAGAUUAUACAAACUAAACAGCUCCACACGCCAGGGCUAAAUCAGCAGCAUCUAUAAUACCAUUUAUCCUAACCACUGCACACUACCCAAAACAAUUGAGACACAUUAAAGCUGUACAUAAUCAAACUGAUGGAAAGAACUACCUGAAAUACACCGAUCAACCACAACAUUAUUAGUUAUAAGUAAAUACCAUUGACCAUCUUGUGACAAUACAAUGUUCUUCUGGGUAACCUUUGGACUUGGCAUUCAUGUGGAUGUUACUUAGACCAGACCAGGCAUCCCCACCGCAUAGCAAUGGCACAACUUGAUGGCAUCAGCCAUCCCCAGGAGGACGCACACACAAGAACGAUCCCAAAAGCAUGAAAAGCAGCACAAGGUGUUGACCUGGCUUCCAAAUUCACCAGACCCUAAACCGAUCCAGUAUCUGUGGGAUCCACAGAGGCCCCUCCCCUCAACCCACAGGCCCCCCACCAACAACAUUCUGUUGCGAGACGCUACAGGACAAUCUCAAACUCUGAAUGUCCAUUUUCUGAUGUGUCACAACCGUUGUGGAGGCACAAGGGAGACCUACACAUUUUGGCAGGUCAUUAAAAAAAACACGUAUAAAAAGACCAAGAAGAAGAUCUACUGAUUUUGAAGAAGGACAUGUCAGUGGGAUAUUAUUGUGCAUUAAUGCUCCUGCUGCCAGUCCUGUUACAAUCAAAGAAGUCAAACUGCACAAAUCUGUACUGCAAGUCAAAGGGCUCUAAUGUGUAGCUAUCAGUUUUCCAAUAAGAUAGUAAGUAGCUUUAUGCAGUUUCUAUGGAGAUGGUCCACAUAAACAUAAUAUAAUGUAAAUAUGUUGAAGAAUUGAGUUUAUUCUCUCGAAUGAACAUCACAAGCAUGUACUGUUUUCUAUGGAAGCCCUAAGUGGCCAAGGGUUCACAUGUUGUUUUUUUUUUCUGUUUUCCUGAGAUCUCGAGUUAGUUAUCUCAUUUUCCUGAGAUAACGAGAUAAAUAAUUUGAAAUUGGAAAAAAACACGGGAAAAAAAUAUGUGAGCCGAUGGCCGUUUAGGGCUUCCGUAGUUUUCUACUACUCUUAUCACAAAACACUGAGUCUUGUUUUGAAAAGGGAGAGCACAACUUUGCACGGCACUUGUAUGUCUAGAAUUUCAGAUUUUUUUUUUAUUUUUAUUUUUUAUUCUGGGAUGUUUGAUUUCAUGCUUCACGGAGACUAAGGAGGAAUAUGCAUCGUGAUUACAACUCUGAAACAUUGCACCAGUGGAUGCCAACAGCUUGAAUUUUGCUACUGUAAUUAUUAUAUAGUAUCUGUUAAAUGAUUCACAUCAUAUUGUCUUGUCCCAACAGUGCUACAAAUGAGAUGACUGUUUUAGAUUUACAGUGUCAAUGUGUAGAUACUAUAUACACUGCUGUCUGAGGGUAAAAGUCCCUCAUCUGAUUCUAGUAAAUAAGCAUAUCAUCAAUACCUACAACCUUUAGUACUUUGUUUAAAUAAACUGUCCUUGCUUUUAA
Mugil cephalus (flathead mullet) is the source of this 3453-nucleotide messenger RNA. Its product is annotated as CTTNBP2 N-terminal-like protein. Lineage: Eukaryota; Metazoa; Chordata; Actinopteri; Mugiliformes; Mugilidae. The record is from RefSeq and is a predicted model, not a curated record. The transcript has 5 exons. The coding region runs from base 162 to 1937 and encodes 591 amino acids.